Messenger RNA from Opisthorchis viverrini, 1811 nucleotides. RefSeq lists its product as hypothetical. Gene Ontology annotation, molecular function: microtubule plus-end binding. The record is from RefSeq and is a predicted model, not a curated record. The transcript is spliced from 5 exons. Lineage: Eukaryota; Metazoa; Platyhelminthes; Trematoda; Opisthorchiida; Opisthorchiidae. Gene Ontology annotation, biological process: regulation of microtubule polymerization or depolymerization; spindle assembly; protein localization to microtubule plus-end. Bases 1 to 1347 code for a protein of 448 amino acids. Gene Ontology annotation, cellular component: cytoplasmic microtubule; spindle midzone; microtubule plus-end.
AUGGUUGAUAGCGUUGAUCUGACGCCUCCCAGAAUGGAAAGCGAUAUUCCAGUCGACAACCUCAUCAGAGGUGUAUUUUCUGAGAAUUUCCGAUUUGCCCAGUGGUUCAAAUUAUUCUACGAUGCAAAUAUCACCCAAGCAAGGUCGUUUGAUGGCUUUGGAGACCAGGAACCAUAUGAAACUGCUCCAGGACUUAUACAGCAUCCACCCAGAAGACCUUAUUCAGAUUCUACGAGAGAAUAUAGGAAGGCUGAGGACAGGAAUUCUCAACGUCCACCAGUCUAUCCAGACUCUGCCAGGCAAAAUAGGUUUUUCGAUCAGAUGCCAGUUCGGACGGAUCAUGGAGGACCGAGGACAGAUUUACAUGAGGAAGGGGAGGAAGUUGAAGAACCAACUGACGACGAGUUUAUGCAGAAUAAGACACAAGGGCAUGAUCUCUCACAACCACCAAACCCUGAGGGCGGACGUCUUUCAAGUGAAGAACAUGAGUUUACAGGAUAUUUCACUUCAAAUGACGCUACACAGUUUUACCAUUCAGAAGGUUCUGGUAACAAACGCUUCACGGAGUCGAAUAGUGAUAACCGUUUGGUUCAGACUGCUAGCUUUGCCAAGCGUCGUACGAAUAGUUUCCGUUCUUCGAAAAAUUACGGUGAUAAACUGCCCCCACCUUCUCCUUUGCCAACAAAUCAAUGUGGUCUGGUCGGAAAUCACACGGGACGUGGACCUGGUACACAGAAACAAGCUGUCGAGAACUUGCUUGCCUCUGGGGAUAGACCGAUGUCGGCAGUAAUGGCUUCAGCGGACUCCGUAUCGCAAGUACAGACACGUUUACCGGAAUCUUCACGAACAGCCAACGCGCCACACGCCCCAUCUUCAGUGGUGGAAGAGGAAUCGGUAAACACAACAGUGUCGAAUAGUUCAAGGAAAGUCAUGCCAAAACACAUUGCACGCGCUAACCAACGGAUGAACAUCCCGACAGCUCCGAAUGUAUCUCCCAACGUCUUUCUCAGCACUCCGUCAAAACCCACCACACGUCCACCAGCAUACCCGCAACACAUUUUUGACCCUCGGCCAAGCGAUUUAACGUCAAGUGGACUAGGGACUGAAGCGGAACUGCAACGCGAACUAGCUCUACUGCGCUAUGGGAGUUUGGAGCAAAGACGAACCUUGUUCUACUGCCAAAAGGAAGCACAGUUCUAUUUCAGUAAACUUCGAAAAAUUGAAGAUUUCUGCUAUCGACUAAAAACCGGGUCGAAGCAAGCACGUGAGGACAUACUAGACACGAUUUUUGGCAUUCUUUAUGAGACAGAGGAGGGUUUUGUUUGUCCUGAUGAGUUGCCCACGUGACGGUGAUAGCAGUCAAAACAACAGAGGCGCCGGGAACAACAGCAACAACGAGAAACGGUUGGCAAGAACGGGGACUUUGGCCGGCCAGUUUCAUUUACAAUAAUGCGUAGGCUUCUGCAACCCCGAAUGCCACUUUGUAAUAUUUCCAGUUGACUCUUUCACUUAUUUUAUCUUUCUUGAAGCGCAGUUCAACAGACUCGAGACCAAAAACAUCAAUGUACAGAAGAACGUAGAAAAUGGGAGGUGUGUAGCAAGAUCUGCAGCCGUUAUGCUUUGAGUGUAGUUCUGUUAUACACUUACGAAUACCUUCGCUUUCUCACCUAACAAGAGCAGUUGCACAGUAUAGUGCUAUUCUCACAUUUUCCCCUUCUCGGAUAGUUUACUUCGGGGUUGUUCGAUUUGGUCAUGUUGAACAACCUACGUAUGGCACCUAUCCAGUAAAUAUGCCGCUUAAAAGCUUCACU